Molecule: messenger RNA, 963 nt
Organism: Papilio polytes (common Mormon)
Lineage: Eukaryota; Metazoa; Arthropoda; Insecta; Lepidoptera; Papilionidae
Product: vegetative cell wall protein gp1-like
Exons: 4
Coding region: 33-938 (301 amino acids)
Source: RefSeq, a predicted model, not a curated record
AAGAAUUUUUUGAAACACCAGACGACCGCAAGAUGGCGCUGGGCUCCACAAUUUGGUUACUUGCUCUUCUGCUCAGCACGGCGAACUGCCAACCGAUACCAGACCCCGAGCCCCAGUACCCCUGCGCAGACUACCAGCCCUGCGAGACCUGGGAGCCUCCACCCUGUGAACCCUGUCCCCCACCAUGUCCUCCACCAUGCCCUCCGCCCUGUCCACCACCCUGUCCACCGCCCUGUCCCCCACCUAACCCGCUGCCCUGUGCCGAGGAUGAGGUUGUGCAGAUUGGACCAUGCAACCCUUGCGAGCGGCCGAUCAACUAUUUGUAUGGACAGGCACCCCCUGGAUCAAUCAUUAUCAGACCUGGCCAGGUUCGUUUUAGGCAGCAGCAACCGAUCACAGUGAAGCCUGGGCCCAUCCAACUACCACCACCGGCCGUGGUAUGGGUCAAGCCGGCGGCAGUUCAACCCGACACGCCAGCGCCCAUCAACGUACGCCCCCCGCCAGUUCAGCCGCCCACGCCUGCGCCGAUCACUGUCAGGCCCAAACCCGUAACGCCACCCAGACCACAGCCCGUUGUCGUCAGACCAGCACCGGUACCAGUACCAAAACCAGCGCCCAUUAAGGUACAACCACCACCAGUACAGCCACCGGCACCUGAAUUAUUAGUUGUAAAGCCUCCUAGGAUCAGCGUACCGGGACUGCCCGUCGUCUGCUUCCAGCCCAACCCUUCAUCUUCCUUCAGGACGUCAGGCAGCGCGCUCAUAUCUCUCUACCAGUCGCGACAGCCGUGCCCCGAACCCAUUCCACCGUGUCCUCCAGUACCAAUACCGCCGUGUCCCCCCGGACCAAUUCCACCCUGUCCCCCUAUACCAAUAAAUCCGUGCCCAAUACCCAUACCACAAUGCCCACAACCGUGCCCCAUACCAAUUUGCGCGUAACUAAAUACGAUGAUAUCUUCAUAUA